Messenger RNA from Clonostachys byssicola, 996 nucleotides. NCBI's taxonomy places the organism in Eukaryota, Fungi, Ascomycota, Sordariomycetes, Hypocreales, Bionectriaceae. The record is from the annotation of a GenBank genome assembly.
AUGCCUCCACCUCCACCUCCUCCACCACCUCCGCCCCCAGGUGCUGGAGGCCCUCCUCCUCCCCCCCCUCCUCCUGGCGGUUUGCCUGCCCGACCGCCAGCCGGCGCACCAGGCAGGGGCGCUCUACUUUCAGAUAUUACCAAGGGAAAAGCGCUGAAGAAAACCGUAACGAACGACAGAUCAGCCCCCCAGGUGGCAAGUAGCACAUCCUCCUCAUCAGGUCCUCCAGUGGGAGGUGCACCCCCGAUUCCCGUCCUUGGCGGAGCACCGAAGCCACCGGGUGGUUUGGCCCCCCCAGUGCCGGGCAAUCGAGCGAGAAGCAAUAGUGAUCAUGGUUCCGCUCCGGCCGCACCGAGUGUCGAUGCGGCACCACAACUGGGAGGUCUCUUCGCCGGGGGCAUGCCCAAGCUGAAGAAGAGGGGAGGAGGAAUUGAUACAGGGGCGAAUCGAGACUCGUCGUACCUCUCUGAUCCCGGGGAAACGAAUUCCUAUUCCUGGGAGACCGAAACCACCAGCAACAAAGAAACCUCCUCCGCCGAUAGGGAAGAAACCACCGCCACUCCCAACAUCCCGCAAACCAUCUUCCUUGGCCUCGCCUUCACCCACAUUGGCACCUCCGCCUCCACCCACCGCCUCACCUCUCGCUCCUCCUCCGCCCCCUCCAUCUUCAGCUCCAGCAGCACCUCCUCCUCCUCCGCCCUCAGCGGCGCCUCCCAGGCCAAUCCCUUCCCCAGUACCACGAGCGCAGCCCCCGCCACCACCACCUCCGCCUGCUGCUGCUCAUCCUCCUGCCUCUCUCGCUACUCAGGCCGCUAUUCGAGCUGCAAGCCAGACAUCAUCACCAAACUCAGCACCUCCGGCACCUCCUCCACCGCCGCCGCCAUCAGCAGCACCAGCUCCACCAGGUGCUCCAGCGCCGCCUGCACCAAACUCACCACCGCCAUCAUCAGUGUCAGGCCGAGCUCGGGGAUCUUCCCUCCGGCAGACAAUGCUUGA